AUGAAAGCAAGCAGAUUAGUGGUUUUGGUAGUGUUAGCUUUGCUUUUGUUCACCCAAAUUGCAACAGAGGCCAGGUCACAUUCCCACCACAGAGGACAACAACAACAACUUAGAAGAAGAAGAAGCGGCGGCGGUGAAAGAACAUCUUCAAACUGCGACCCUUUGUUUCAGUUCCUGUUUGGAACCUGCGGUCAAUGGCCUUUCUCAACAUCUCCCUCUCCCGACAAUCCUUUUCUUCCUAGAAGGCCUCCCGCUCCUUUAAUAUCUCCACCGUUGCCUCCGCCUUUACCACCUCCUGCUCAACCAAUUGUUCAACCAUCCCCACCACCUGUUGUCUCUUCUCCUCCACCUUCAUCACCACCCCCCUCCCCUCCACCUUCAUCACCACCCCCCUCCCCUCCACCUCAAUCCCCACCACCACCACCUCCACCAUUAGUGCCUUCACCACCACCACCAUCAAUCCCACCACCACCGCUAGUUCUUUCACCUCCUCCGCCUGAUGUUAUUCCCUCUCCAGUAUUCCCAUGGCUAAGUCCUCCAGACACCCCAUCCCUUCCAGAUCUCUCACCACCACCAAACGUUUUCCUUCCACCACCAGAGGAAAUUACACCCCCACAACCUGAGUUGACACCAGCACCACCUCUAAUCCCUACAUUUUCUCCGCCGGCUGAUGAAUUUACACCAGUUCAGCCCAUAUUUGCUCCUCCAACCAACCCGAACUUACCACCAGGCGAUGAAUUUACACCAACAACGCCAUUUCUGCCCAUAUUCGCUCCUCCAACAGAUGAGUUUCAACCAGCACCGCCAUUUAUGCCUAUAGUAUUUCCACCGCCAGCACAAGAUCUGCCGCCUGAUGUGACUAUUCCAUCACCUCUAGUCCCAAUAUUUUCUUCACCACCUGACCCUCCACAACUUCCAUUGUUACCACCAGAACAGCCCUUUACAGAUGCACCACCCAUUGAGUCAACUGGUCCACCAAAUGUCUUUCUGCCACCACAGGUGGUUCCCACAAUCCCUGAGAUUCCUCAGCAGCCGCUUCCAUUUUCAUCGAUUCCAGCAGCACCAGAUACGGGUUUCGUUGAUCCAGUGCAGCCAAUGUUGUCGCCUCCACAAUCUUUCUUGCCACCGUUCCAGCUUCCCCCAUCGUUUGAUUCGCCACCUUUUAAAAAUUAA
Messenger RNA from Gossypium arboreum, 1173 nucleotides. RefSeq names its product pollen-specific leucine-rich repeat extensin-like protein 3. Bases 1 to 1173 code for a protein of 390 amino acids. The transcript has a single exon. The record is from RefSeq and is a predicted model, not a curated record. Lineage: Eukaryota; Viridiplantae; Streptophyta; Magnoliopsida; Malvales; Malvaceae.